Molecule: messenger RNA, 1344 nt
Organism: Cladophialophora psammophila CBS 110553
Lineage: Eukaryota; Fungi; Ascomycota; Eurotiomycetes; Chaetothyriales; Herpotrichiellaceae
Exons: 6
Coding region: 1-1344 (447 amino acids)
Molecular function (GO): O-methyltransferase activity
Source: RefSeq, a predicted model, not a curated record
AUGUCUCUGCUACAACAGUUGAUUGCAUCCAUUCAACAAAAUGUGCAGAAAUACGAGGCUGCCAUAGCAGCAAGUGGACUGCCUCAACCUCAUCUGUGGGAGGCGGAGCCUUAUGCUUUAGAUGAUCCGGAGAAAGCAGCCAACGCGGAGGCAUAUCAAUACAUGAACAAAAUUCUUGCGGACACGCGCGCUAUUGAGGCAAUCGUGACUCCUUCGCGCUACAAGGUGAUUGACACUGCAUAUGGGGCAAUUCGGGGCGCGGCGGUAGAUACUGCUGCAACCUUAGGAGUCUCGGAUGCCAUAGAGAAACAUGGAGGCUCAGCGACACUCGAUCAACUAUCUCAGACGCUCAAUGUCAAUAAGAACAAGCUCGGAAGAUUGAUCAGACUUCUUGCGGCGGACUUCAUCUACACAGAGACAUCUCAUAACACUUUCGAGAAUACGAGACACAGCGUAGCUCUUCUCAAGAAAACCGGAGCAGAAUUCUUCCUGUCUCUGUCGGCCGAGGAAAACGCCAUUGCUGCCACAGGAUUAUACAAGGACCUGACCGCCCCUGACACUCGGGAUUCAUUCGACGCGGCAAAAAGCGCCUUUAGCCGAGUAUACCUCCACAAAGAUCAGAGCUUCCUGGAAUAUAUGAUGUCUCCCGAUGGUGCGGCUAUAGCGGCCAAGGUUGGAGCUGGUGUUGUUCCGUGGCUGAAUAGGGUCACGCGAGGAGGAUUGUUACACGAUUAUCCAUGGAAAGACCUGUCAGGUAUCACUGUGGUAGAUGUCGGCGCUGCACCUGGAGAUAGUGGAUACGACGUUUUGCGCUUGAACCACAACAUCAAGUGGAUUUUCCAGGAUCUCGCGGCUGGGAUUGGCAUGCUAAAAGCGACCAUUCCCGAAGAUAUGCAAGGAAGAGUCCAGAGUGGGCAGAUAAGCUUUGUCAUCCAGGAUUGGUAUGAAGCGAACCAAAGUCAGGGAGAGCUGUGGUACCUCAGAGGUGUGCUCCGCGAGUUGGACGAUGAUAAAGCUUUGAUCGUUCUGAAGAGGUGCGCUGAAGGCUUGAGAAAGACUCCGGGUGCGAAGCUUGUCAUCAACGAAAUCCUCUGCACAUGCCCCUACUACAAGCCCUCCGCCCAGGGAAGCCCUGCUGUUCCUUCAGUAUCCAUUCCAUCUCCUCAAACCCCUCUGUCGGAUUCUGGAAAUUUGAUGUCAACUAGCGCUGUUCUCUUUUUCGGUGGCAAGGAGAGAUCGUUCGAGGAGAUGGAAGGUCUCCUCAAUCAAGCUGGAUUGCAGAUCCAGAAGCUUUACGUUUUGAGGACAUUCACCUCUAUGCUUGAAUGUGUCUUGAAGAGCUGA